Dipodomys ordii (Ord's kangaroo rat) is the source of this 1862-nucleotide messenger RNA. RefSeq names its product Rab interacting lysosomal protein-like 1 (gene Rilpl1). The transcript has 6 exons. Gene Ontology annotation, biological process: cilium assembly. Gene Ontology annotation, cellular component: ciliary basal body; cytoplasm. Gene Ontology annotation, molecular function: protein dimerization activity. Lineage: Eukaryota; Metazoa; Chordata; Mammalia; Rodentia; Heteromyidae. Bases 21 to 1241 code for a protein of 406 amino acids. The record is from RefSeq and is a predicted model, not a curated record.
GCGGCGGCGGCCGGGCCGCCAUGGAGGAGGAGCGGGGGUCGGCGCCCGCGGGGUCGGCGCUGGAGAAGAACGUGGCCGAGCUGACCGUCAUGGACGUGUACGACAUCGCGUCGCUCGUGGGCCACGAGUUCGAGCGGGUCAUCGACCAGCACGGCUGCGAGGCCAUCGCGCGCCUCAUGCCCAAGGUCGUGCGGGUCCUGGAGAUCCUGGAGGUGCUGGUCAGCCGCCACCACGUCGCGCCCGAGCUGGACGAGCUGCGCCUGGAGCUCGACCGCCUGCGCGUGGAGCGCAUGGACCGCAUCGAGAAGGAGCGCAAGCAUCAGAAGGUGGGCGGGGGCCCCCGGGCCGAGCUGGUGGCCCUGUGCCCUGGGCCAAGAGGCCUGGUAGCCGGACUCAACUUCUCACAGGACUCUGCCAGACUGGUUCCUGUGGCAGGGCCCUGGGAGUUGCUGACCCCAGGCCUCAGUUCCGCGUUCCCGCUGCCUGCAGGCAUGUCGGAGCGGGAGCGGCAGGUGAUGAAGAAGCUGAAGGAGGUGGUGGACAAGCAGCGGGAUGAGAUCCGCGCCAAGGACCGGGAGCUGGGCCUGAAAAACGAGGACGUGGAGGCUCUACAGCAGCAGCAGACGCGGCUCAUGAAAAUCAACCACGACCUGCGGCACCGGGUCACCGUGGUGGAGGCCCAAGGGAAGGCUCUGAUCGAGCAGAAGGUGGAACUGGAGGCAGAUCUGCAGACCAAGGAGCAGGAGAUGGGUGGCCUGCGGGCGGAACUGGGGAAGCUUCGGGAGCGGCUGCAGGGGGAGCUCAGGCCGAAGGGAGAGGAGGAGCCGGAGAUGGAGCCCAGUGGAGAGGAGGGCGUCUCAGAUGCGGAGAAGGCGGCCCUGGAUCUCAAGGACCCCAACCGCCCUCGGUUCACGCUGCAGGAGCUGCGGGACGUGCUGCAUGAGAGGAAUGAGCUCAAGUCCAAGGUAUUCUUGCUGCAGGAGGAACUGGCCUACUAUAAGAGCGAAGAAUUAGAAGAGGAAAAUCGAAUACCCCCUCCUCCACCCAUGGCACACCCGAGAAUGUCCCCCCAGCCGGAGUCUGGGAUCAAGCGACUGUUUAGCUUCUUCUCUCGGGACAAGAAGCGCCUGGCCAACACGCAGAGAAACUCACACAUCCACGAGUCCUUUGGCCAGUGGGCAAACACUCACCGAGACGACGGGUACACGGAGCAAGGGCAGGAAGCCCUGCAGCACCUCUGACCUGUGACCUGUGACCUUGGCCCCCUUGGAACCAGACGUGUCCUCAGCCUGUGUGGCAUUACUGCCUCAUGCCUCUGGGGGCAGGAGCACCCUCAAAAUGGACCUCAAACAAACUGUCGUUGAGGAUGGACCUUGGAGAACUGAUGCCAAAUUCUAAAGAAAGGUUUAUUUAUGUCCAGGGCUAUCACCGUUUCUAAUAGAUGCCUCUGACCCUUAGGAUAUAUAUUUAAUAGUCCUGUGAACUGAAGCCAGCUAUUGCGUUAACUUUAGUAACCAACUUCUUCCAGCCAAAUAUAUCACUCGCCGUUCUAAUCGCUACUUGACUUGCUUUGUAUAGGUUUAGUAUAGUAGAGGUUUCAUGGGCGCCUUUGUUGUGCUUGAGCUGGAGGCAGCUUUUCAUGAUCGUGAGAUUGUCAGGGAAAUCGCUGUUGCACAGGAUUGAUCGACUGGACACAGGGUGAGCAAUUCCAGCUCCAGCACUCACGGACAGGAUGCAAGUCCCCCUCAACACUGCAAGAGGCAGCAGCCGCGCCCGAGCAGGCUGGCUUGGGCCCGGCUGAGGAAGUGUGCCUUGCAACCGCUUUGGGUUAGCACUGACCAAACAUGCCGAGAAUGAUGCUG